This is a messenger RNA of Aspergillus sclerotioniger CBS 115572, 3601 nucleotides long. RefSeq names its product RNA recognition motif domain-containing protein. The transcript has 2 exons. Bases 475 to 3480 code for a protein of 1001 amino acids. The record is from RefSeq and is a predicted model, not a curated record. Gene Ontology annotation, molecular function: RNA binding. Lineage: Eukaryota; Fungi; Ascomycota; Eurotiomycetes; Eurotiales; Aspergillaceae.
CUGCAACAUCUCAACUCUAGGCUGCUUAUCUGGUUGCCUGGAUUCUUGAGUGCCACCCAACGCCUUCCCUUCUGGUUACACCGCAGCUAACCUUCGUAUGACGAUGGUUGGCUUCCUGCGGAAUCCUGUUGUCUGAGCUGAGGCAAAGACGAUCGCACGGCGAGCUAAUCACCCGCGCUGGCGCCCAUAGGCAGCAGCAAUAGUGACGACGACCACCGCCAGCCUUUGUCUCCUCCUUAUCGACCCCGGGUUUCAGGCCCUUAUCCUACGGCCUAGAUUCCUUCCAGUCAAGCUUGAUCCCUUUUCUUUCUUCCUGAUCGCCUGCAACCCCGUCCCUUUCCAUCCUCCUCCUGGCCGUGUAGCACCAACCUCACCCGUGUGCUGCUUGGCUUCUCCAUUCAUCGACCUCAUUUUGCCUCUUAACGGCCUGGGAGCGGGACUUUGCUCUUCCGCGACCGUUCUUUAUCGCCGAAGAUGUUCAAACCUUUCCAGAUCAGGGAUCUUCAUGGAUCUCCGUCACAUACCUCCGCAGAAGAGUCCUUGACAUCAUCCCCCAAGCCCUUGUCGAGGGAACUGGCAUCGCUGAGGACUCGUCGGGGCAUUGUGCAGCUGUCUGCCUCCGAGUACGACAACCUAUCGUCGAAGCAUCCGCGGGCACGGCUGACUUACGUUGACGACGAUGAUGGCGAGCUCAUCACGGUUGGAUCAUCUCUUGAACUCUCCCAACGCCUCGAUGAACCUGUCGACCCUGCAACGGAACCAGUCCCGAUACCGCAAGCUGUCAUUCCUGAACCGAUGCACCUUUUCGAUAUUCGACGGUCAAAUUCGAUAACUGAGUUGUGGAAGAAGUUUGAAAUCAAGCGGGAUGUUCAGACCGUUCGGGAUACGGAUAAUGUUCAGGCCAAGUCAGCAACCACGGACGUCCCAGCAGACGUACAGUCAGGGGUGGAGCAUGAGCCUGUAGAGACUAGUAACGAUGAGACGGCACCACUUUUGGCUGCUUUCGAGGCCGAAAUGGCCAAGAUCAUGGAUGCUUCCAGGACCGUGAACGAUGGUAAUACAUCAGAAGGAUCUCCAGCAUCCGCAGAGGAACCCACCGGAACCGAAGCCUCUAGGCCUCCAAACCCCACCGAUGCAUUCACGCAUGCCAUACAGAACCUGAUCAGUGGGGCUGAAAGGCUCAGUUCUGGGGUGAGGUCGAGUAUUCCCGAGAUUGAGCGUCAUAUGCAGAAUGCCCAAAGGGCCCUUCCUGAAAAUGUCGGGACCUCGGUCCAGGGUGCCCUUACAGCCCUGGAAGCCCACAUGAGGCAGUUAACCACCUCCAUCAAUAAUUCGACAGUUGCUGGUAUGCCGACAGGCAACAUCCUUCGAGGCGAACUUCCCACAGCUGCCAACACCGUGGAUAGUCUGCGCGCGAUGGCAUCAGAACUUGGCAAUGUUGGACAUACCUUAUUCGAGGCGUUCGAGUCUGAGUUUGGGUGCAAUCGAACUAGCGGUCAGCCCCAGGCUUCCCCGGAAGAGCAUCAUGGUGUGCUCCACCCCGACUACGUGGAAACCCCCAGACCGUCUGACGACCAGUCAUCCCAGAGUCAAGAUAUGGGUAGCGAAAAGACUCAACGCAAAGAAAAAGACCUGAGGAAAGAUUCUGGCUUCGAAAAUAGCUCAAAGGCAGGCAGUUCCGGUCAACCAAGCGGCCGUGGCCAGACGCAGUCAAAUUCACUUCCUUUCCGACCUCAUCCUCUUUCUCAUCGUGGAUAUCGAGGUGGUUUCAUCCCUCAAGACUGUUGCCCUCCCCUACCACCUCAGCCGUUUUCUCCGCAUUCUCAUCGCCACCACCCUCCUCCUCCUCUGCCUUUCUUCGGUCCGCCCCCUCACCACUGCCCUCCGCCACCCCCAGGUCCUCCUGGUUACUGGCCGACGCCCGAGGGUUUGAACCACUUAACUCGGUUCCCUCCUGUGCCUCCUCCACAUGUGCCUCAUCCUCCACCUAUACUUUACCCCCCACAUGAUACUUUUGCAGAGCCAUAUCAACCCCAGGGUCGGCUCAAUUUCUGGACCAAAGUACCAAUACACGAGCAUGCCCAUCACGAAACGCGUGGGAUGCCCACGAAUGAUGCAGUGUUGACUGAAGAAGAUGGCGCUGCAAUCUCCGAGGCACAGUCAUCCACGAACACAUCGUUGUUCAUCGGCAAUGUGGGAUUCAACGUCAGCGAGAAGAUGAUCAGCGACGUUUUCGCCUCCAGGGGGUUCUUGGUGAAUGUGCAUCUACCACUAGACGUCGGAACCGACAAGCAUGCUGGAUUUGGCUACCUAUCUUUCCCGUCCGUUCCUGCAGCAAAGGCGGCCCUGGAGGCCUUACAGGGCACACAUAUCGACGGGCAUGCAAUCAACCUGGAAUUCAGUGACCACAGCCCGAUUGCGAGGCUGCGCCCUGAAGAAUCCCGACCCCAGGCUGAAUUAGGCAGCCGGGUGCCUCCUGUUACAGAUCAUAAAUCGAAGCUAUCCGAGCUUCAAGGCUCAGCGGCUACGCUCGCUGGGUCAGAGAAGGCUUCCUCAAAAGAAGGUGGUGAAGAAAAGGGGUCUGCAUCUCCCAGUGGAAAACGUUCCGUCCCGCUGACCGUGGCGGAUCUAUGUUCCAACGACAACCGCAACCUAGGCAAGGCAGUGUCUACCACUACCGGCCUAGAAGGGUCGUCCUUGUCAGAUUCCGAACGGCUCAAUUCGCUCUAUCCGUCACUCCUGCCUGAAGGCGUCCCAGAUCAGGGACCCUCGGAGUCCAACAAUCCCGCCUUUCAUUCUAUCCCUGAUCUCACCCGUGAGUUGGAAGAGUGCCGCUUUCCCCCGGUCUCACAGCUCGAAGCGCACUUUUUAGCUGAGCAGCAUCGAGAAGCCGAAUCAUAUGCUGCACAGGCAAGGUUUCAAGGCAAAACACCCGAGGGUAGCACCGAGGGGCAGAAUGCGAGCAGCGAUGCGGCGCUGCAGGGAUUGCCCGGUACGUUCCCGCAUGAAGGCCGCGAGAACUCGUCGGCACGGCUGGAACAGGUCUCAGGAAGACGCCAGAUGCAUGACAUGCCUGACGAGGGGUCUUUCGGUCCCCGCCGUCACGUUCGACGCUCAAAGACCCAGAGGCCACCUCGUUCAUCUUGGGGAGAUCCUGGUUUUUUUGGGUUCUUGGGAAGGGACAGCCCGCGCAGCAUGUCCGGCAGGAGACCGGAAGGCCGCCAUCGUCAUCGCGGCGGACGUCGCAACAGCUUCGAGAGCCCUUCGCCCGAGAUCCAGCAUGUUCAUCCGGAUGCGAGACAACACAGCAUUGACGAGUGCGUGUCCACCCUGGUAAGUUUGGGAUAUGGAGGGGCAGGCGAUGGUGGAAUUCAGAGAAUCGCGGUGUAUGCAGCGGCAGCGGACGGCAGUCUCUCGGAAGCGAUUGAGAUGAUUGAGGAAGAACGAAAGGCCUACGAGCAACAGGGAUCGACGAUGUGAUGACAACCUUGGUAGUAAUACUUUUUUGCAACUCGAGAUGACCUAAUUUGUUGUUUUCAGGCGGGCUGUGAAUUGAUAGUACUGGCAUGCCUGUGUUUAUUAUAAUUCUCCCUACUCCAGG